Messenger RNA from Acipenser ruthenus (sterlet), 4414 nucleotides. RefSeq names its product cytosolic carboxypeptidase 1-like. Gene Ontology annotation, molecular function: metallocarboxypeptidase activity; zinc ion binding. Gene Ontology annotation, biological process: proteolysis; protein side chain deglutamylation; C-terminal protein deglutamylation. The transcript is spliced from 27 exons. Bases 161 to 3937 code for a protein of 1258 amino acids. NCBI's taxonomy places the organism in Eukaryota, Metazoa, Chordata, Actinopteri, Acipenseriformes, Acipenseridae. The record is from RefSeq and is a predicted model, not a curated record.
UACUCGCGAGAUACACCGUGUUGCCAAAUUACUGACAGCUAUGGUUCUGAAUACCGAGGCGUCUCACUUGUGAGGGCUCGUCCAGAAACAUUCACUUCCCACGCAUGACGGAUCGUCCGUCAGUUGCCGAUUCUUUGAAAUGGUCAAGUGAAUAAUCAAAAUGAACAAGGCAAAAAUGACAACAGAUAAAGGAGUCCCCAGUAAUUCUCGGGUCCUUACUCUCCUGUCCCAGCUUGAGAAGAUUAAUGCAGAGUCUGCAGUAUUGGAUGCAGACAAUGCCAGACAUAUCACGUCAAAGAUCCUUCAUCUGAUACAAACUCAAGAGAAAACAAAGAAAGAAAUGACAGCCAAGGGCUCCACUGGCAUGGAAGUCAUCCUGUCCACGUUGGAGAGUACUCGAGACCUUCAGACUACUCUGAAUACCCUAUACAUUCUAAACGAACUGGUCUCAGUUGGCGGUGGACGGAGAAUCUGCAUUCUGGUGUCAAAGGGAGGGACCCAGAUCCUCCUGCAGCUGCUAAUGAGUGCCAUUAAAGAGUCCCCACCCUGUGAGGAGCUUAUGGUGCAGCUUCAUUGCAUUCUAGCAAAAGUUGGUCCAAAAGACAAAAAAUUUGGUAUCAAAGCCAGACUUAAUGGAGCCUUAAAUAUUACUCUUAAUUUGGUGAAACAGAACUUGCAGAACUAUAAACUUAUUCUACCUUGUCUGCAAGUUUUACGAGUAUAUUCCAGCAACUCUGUAAAUGCUGUGUCCUUGGGCAAAAAUGGUGUUGUGGAGCUCAUGUUUAAAAUAAUAGGUCCUUUCAACAAAAAGAAUACCAGCCUUCUAAAGGUUACUCUGGAUACACUGGCAGCUUUACUGAAGUCAAAAACCAAUGCUCGAAGGGCAGUAGACCGAGGAUGUGUCCCUACACUGCUAGCAAUUUACCAGGACUGGCAUCGGGCUGACACCCGUCAUAGGCACAUGCUCAUUCGAAAAGGAAUUCUAGGUUGCAUCAAAAAUAUUACAAACAUCAAGCUGGGCAGAAAAGCAUUCAUAGAUUCAGAUGGCAUGAGAACAUUGUAUAACAUCUCUCAAGACUGCCUGCCAGUAAGGGCCUUGGAUCCACUGAUUAACACUUCUACUCUUAUCAUGAGAAAAUGUUUCCCCAAGAAUCGCCUUCCUGUUCCAACAAUAAAAAGUGUUUUCCAUUUCCAACUACCUGUUGUUCCAGCAAACGGCCCUGUAGCACAGAUCUACAGUUUACCACCAGGGGUGGAUGAUGUAGUGGAUGAAAGCGAUGAUAAUGAUGACACUGAUGCUGAAACUGAGAAUGAAACUGAGAAUGAAGAUGAUGAGAAGGACCAGAAGUUAAAGAAUGAUGAUAUUGAAACUGAUAUCAACAACCUGCGACCAAAGCAGGACCUUAGCCGACCAUUUGAAGAAUUAAAAAUAUAUGAGCGUUUUUUCCCAGAACUUACUGAAAACUUCCAGGGAUAUGACUUUGGUGCAGAGUGGUCCAGUAAAAGCAUGCCAGUAAUGAAACCAAAAGAUCCAGUCCCCAUAGUUGUACCCACAGCAGGGGAAGAACAGUCUGCAGACCUCUGUAGCACAAAGAAAGAAAAAAAACUAUUGAGAAACGAAGAGCAGACAAAACAGACCGCUUCCCGGGCAGGGGACUUUGAAAACCCACCGGCACCCUUGGGCAUUAACAGCUUAAAAAUCACAAAGAAUGAUGCUGACGUGCAGGCAAAUAAACUGCUCCCUUCCCAGUACCUAAAGCAUGAGCUACACAGGGAGAUGGAACGAUUGAAUCUAGAAGGAGAAAGUGUUUCAAAAAAUCUUAAAAACUGUAAUUAUGCCUGCGUGAAUGGACAGAAAAACAAAGGUGGACACCAGUGCUCUGCCAGCAGUAAAGGCUGCCAGCAGUUCUCUGGAAGCAGUGAGCCUUUACCACAUUACGGGUCCUCUCUGCUGUGCUCCCCCGGGGUGGAGGUAGAUCAUGACGAUGACUCUAGUUCCUCUCAUUCCUCUGGAGAGCAAGGCGUUCUGGAAGUACCAGACACAGCAGCUGUCCUACCUUUACAUGACCCAGAGCUCUACAUUGAAACUGUUAAACACACCAAAUCAGUUCCUGAAUACACUGAAGUAGCCUACCCUGAUUAUUUUGGUCAUAUUGCACCAACUUUUAAAGAGCAUACCUUAGAACGACUGUAUGGAGUACAGAGAACCAAAAUCUUCCAGGAUAUUGAGAGACUAAUCCAUUCCAAUGACAUCCUUGAUAAAGUUGUGUAUGAUCUUGACUUAUCUAGCUGCCCUAUUAUUGAUGAUGGAGAGUCCUUGAAAUUUAAUUCACAGUUUGAAUCUGGGAAUGUACGUAAAGCAAUUCAAGUUAGAAAGUUUGAGUAUGAUCUUAUACUGAACUCUGAUAUUAAUAGCAACCAUUACCACCAGUGGUUUUACUUUGAGGUAAGCGGAAUGCGGAGUGGUGUUCCCUACCGCUUCAACAUCAUCAACUGUGAGAAGUCCAACAGCCAGUUUAACUACGGAAUGCAAGCUUUAAUGUAUUCGGUCCAGGAAGCAUUAAGCGGUAGACCACGGUGGAUUCGCACAGGAACGGAUAUCUGUUACUACAAAAACCACUUUUCGAGGAGUUCCAUUGCGGCUGGAGGUCAGAAAGGAAAGUCUUACUAUACAAUCACAUUUACGGUGACCUUCCAGCAUAAGGAUGAUGUCUGUUACUUUGCAUACCACUACCCAUAUACCUAUUCUACUUUAAAGAUGCAUCUUCAGAAGCUGGGGUCCAUGCACAGCCCUCAGAUUUACUACCGACAAGAUGUGCUCUGUGAGACCCUGGGUGGGAACAGCUGUCAUGUCUUGACUAUAACAGCGAUGCCAGAGUCUAAGUGUUAUGAACAGAUCUGUCACUUCAGAAACCGGCCCUACAUUUUUCUCAGUGCUCGUGUACAUCCUGGGGAGACUAAUGCAAGCUGGGUGAUGAAAGGAACUCUGGAGUUCUUGAUGAGCAACAGCCCUAUGGCUCAGAGCCUAAGAGAAUCGUACAUUUUCAAAAUCGUUCCCAUGCUAAAUCCAGAUGGAGUCAUCAAUGGAAACCACCGUUGCUCCUUAAGUGGUGAAGAUCUCAACAGGCAGUGGCAGAGCCCAAACCCUGAUCUUCAUCCCACCAUCUAUCACACCAAAAGCCUGUUGCAGUACCUAGCUGCAAUACAGCGGACACCACUAGUAUAUUGUGAUUAUCACGGUCAUUCUCGCAAAAAGAAUGUAUUUAUGUAUGGCUGCAGUAUCAAAGAAACUGUAUGGCAGACUAAUGUGAGUGCUGCCUCAAGUGAACUUCAAGAAGACCUGGGAUACAGGACUCUUCCCAAGAUUUUAAGUCAGAUAGCCCCAGCAUUCUGCAUGAGUAGCUGCAGUUUUGUAGUUGAAAAAUCCAAGGAGUCCACUGCACGUGUGGUGGUAUGGCGUGAGAUUGGAGUGCAGAAGAGCUAUACCAUGGAAAGCACUUUAUGUGGUUGCGAUCAAGGGAAAUAUAAGAGAAAGAGAAUACCCUGGCAGAUGUUCGGAACCACCCAGGCCUUAGAUCCCCACAAGUGGUCUCUUUACCAAGAGGGUCUUCAAAUAGGCACAAAGGAACUGGAGGAGAUGGGAGCCAAGUUCUGUGUUGGAUUGCUGCGUUUAAAAAGAUUGACCUCUCCGGUGGAGUACAAGCAUCCAUCCCACUUCCUGGACUUGGAGAAUGAUUUGAUUGAGUCCAGCUGUAAAGUCACAAGCCCCACCACCUAUGUGCUUGAUGAAGAUGAGCCCCCGUUUCUGGAGGAGGUUGAUUACAGUGCUGAGAGCAAUGAGGAUGCUGAUGUGAACGAGAAUGCUGCUGACAAUGAUCCUUCUACCCAGGAAGACGUGCUGUCGGACUCUGAGGCAACCAGAGUCUACCUACACUGAGCAUUACAUUUAAAGAGAGAGCCAUAUUUAAGCUGACAGUAACAAGAAAGCAAAUGUUAGUGCUUAAGGAAUUUGGAUUUAUCGGUAGCUUUUACAUUUUUAGCAUUACGUUUUGAUUGUAUUUGUUUAACUUAAUAUUGCUGCAUGGCUAUCUUAAUUUAUCUUGUAUGAGUUUUAUAUGUUUCUGUGUUUGUCAAACCUCCGCACUAGCUCAUUGUGCUGUUGUGCAUGUGUUUUUGUGAAGAGUGCAGAGUUGUACAGCUUUUUGCUGUAGUAUUUAAUUCAAUGAUGUACUGUAUGUAUUUCUUGAAACAUUGAGUAUCUUUAUGUGAUUGUGCUGAAAAUCAUAUGAAGCUUGCUCUAAAAUUAUGUAACACAAAUUAAAAUGAGGUAAUUCGUUUGGAUAACGAUACUACCUUUACAAGAAUCAAAAACUUAAAAUAAACAUCAAAAGAAUUGGCCUUCAGGGCACAUAAA